Molecule: messenger RNA, 4189 nt
Organism: Paramecium primaurelia
Lineage: Eukaryota; Ciliophora; Oligohymenophorea; Peniculida; Parameciidae
Source: the annotation of a GenBank genome assembly
AUGAAAAGAUUGUUUUUCCUCAUAAAUAUAUAUAUCACUAUAGGAUUAUUGAUUUGUAAAGACAAAUAAGGUUUAACUUUACAAAUUGACAAAUCCAUCACAAUCCCCAACUAUAAUUGCACUCUAAAUGUAAGUAAUGAAAAACUAAUCAAUAUGACAUCCUUAGGAGGGUAACUUAAAAUAACAGGAAUUGAAUUACUAUUGAAUUAGAACAUUCUAUUAUAAGGUUUCUAAUUAGUUGAAUUUCAAAAUAUAACAAUUGAUACUUAAACUAAAGUACUUUCAAUACCAACACAAGUACAUUUAAAAAAUGUUACUCUCAUAAGAAAUUGUUAAAUUAAUGCAACCAAAGUAUACAUUCAAUAGUGUACAAUAAGUAAGAUGAAUUUUUAAUAUAAUCCAGUCUUUAAUUCAUCAAUAGAUGUAGAUGGACUGAUAAUAUCUGAUUCAACUUUUUUUAGAAGUUCUCUUGUCCAAUAACAUAGUAGAUUACGUAACAUUUAAUUUGAUUAAGUCAGUUUCAUCAACUCUACAUUAACUAGAGUUGCUUCAAUAAAUAGAAUCACUUUUAAUAAUUCUUUUGUGAUUUAAAGUAUUUUGAUUGAUACAGACAUUUCAUAAGAAAUUACAAUUUAAAAUUCUUAUUUUACUCUUUCUACAGUCAUAUAAGCAAAUGGAGCACUUUAUACUACAAUUAUUAAUGUAACACUUUCUCAAAGUAUUUUGAUGAGAAUGAAAAGUAUUAAUCAAAUUUAAAUUGUUGGCAAUAGAUUUCAAUCUAUUAUAUCAGAUUGUCAAUUAAUAAUUGCUGAUAGUUAAUAUAUAUCAAUUUUAAAUACAACUAUGAUAAAUAUCUAAUCAGAAGUAAUCUUAUAUUUAAAUUCAUAAAAUAUCCUUAUUAAAUAGUUUAAUUUAUAGAAUCUUUAAGGAUAAUUAAUGAUGAAUACACAUCAUUCUAGUAAUGUUAUUAUUAAUUAAAUCACAAUAUAUUCUAGUUAAUCAACAAAUCCUUUAUUUUAUGUUAAUGGCACACUUUCAAUUUAUAAAGGAAGUUUUAAUUCAAUAUUAGGAACAAUAUCAAAUAAAAAUUAAAUUCAAGAACUUUUAAUUGAUUAAGUGAAUUUUACUAAUAUAUCCAAUUAAAUUUUAUUUGAUUUAGAAUGGUCUUCUUUAAUUUAAAUUACAAAUUUAAUAGUUAAUAAUUGUACAUCAAUUUAAUUUGCAAAAUUAUCAAAUAUUGUAAAUGUAGUAAUAAGAAAGUUUAGAAUGGAAUAAUGUGAAGAAUGUAAAUUUCUAUAAAUUAAUGAUUCAUAAAUUGAACUUAGUUUAAUUAAGAUAUUCUAAAUUAGAAACUAUUUGAUUUCAUUAAUUAUAAUUAAAAAUUCAAAUUUAAUUAUUAAAUAGAGUUAGAUAUUUAAUGUUAUUUAGAAUAAUAAAUAACUUAUAAAAUUUGAAGAUAGUAUAAAGAUAAUAUUAAAUGAAUUAUAGAUUUAUAAUAUCAAUUGUUAAUUUUGUGAUGGUAUUAUAGUAAUAUAGAAUAGUAUUUAUAGUGAUAUAUAAAAAUGUAUAUUCAAUAAUUCUAUUUCAUAAUUAGGUUACAUGAAUAUUGAUAAUAAUAUUAAUUUAAUAGCUAUAGAUAAUAUAUUUUCCAAUAAUACAAGUAUUUAUGGAUCUGCAUUUUAUAUAAGAAAUUCAUCAAUUAAAAUCUUUUAAAAUUAAUUUAUUGAUUUAAAUUCAAUUGAUGGUGGUGUAAUAUACUUAAAUCAAAUAGGAGAUUCUACAAAUUAUAUUGAUUUUAAUUAAUAUGAAAAUUGUACUAUGAAAACUAAUAAAUAUAUUUAUCUAAUCACAAAUUAAAUUGUUGAACCAGAUAUUUUGACUUAUAUUACUGGACCUGUUUAUAUUAUUGUUGGUAAUAUGACAUAUUUGUUAGAUGAUAUAAUUAAAAAAAAUACAAUAAUAGAAUAUAAUAAAUUAAAGAGUGGAUAAAUGAUUGAAUUCAUUAUAGCUAUUUUAGAUAGUGGAAUGAAUAGAUUAUGUAAAUUAAAUAAUUAUUUAAUAAUUAACAAUAAAAUGAUAUUUAAAUUUGAUUAUUAAAAAUGUUAAUAUGUAAUAUCAUAUACACAAUAUUAACAAUAACCACAGACUGAAAUUAUAGAAAUAUAAAUAGAAUUUUCAUAACUUAAAUUUUAUAAUGAUACUUUUAAAUUAUCAAUAUAUUUAAAUAUGAUAGAAUGUGAAAUAGGAGAAGAAUGGACUAAUUAAACAUGUUAAUAUUGUCCAGCUGGAUCAUAUAGUUUAACAAACUAUAAAUAAUGUUUAUAAUGUAUAACUUCAAUUGAAUCAUGUCCUGGAGGAUCAUAAUUGAUUGUUAAAUAAGGUUAUUGGAGAGCAAAUAAUUAAACAGAUGAAAUAGAAUAUUGUGGAACAUCUCAUUCUUAAUGUUUAGGAGGAAUAGAAGAUUUUACUUGUAAAUAAGGUUAUAUUGGUGCAUUAUGUAAUGAUUGUGAUUAUUAUGCUAUAAAAUGGAAUGCUUCAUAUACACGAGAUUAUAGUGGAAGUUGUUCUAUAUGUUAAAAUGAUACAUUUAACUUAUUAAAAAUAUUUCUAUCAUUUUUAUGGAUUCUAAUUGCUUUAUUUAUAUCAAUUAGAGGAAGUUUGAAGUUAGUUAGAUCAUAAUUAUCAGCUUAUUAUUUAAGAUUAAUGGGAAUAUUCUUUGCAACUAGAUCUACAAUGAUAUUUGAUUAAACUGAAAUUUUAAUUAAAUUAGUAUCUAGCUAUUUUUAAUUAAUUUCGAUUAUUUUAAUAAUUGAAUUUGAUUUUCCUACACCUUUAGUAUUUAUAACUUAAGUGAUAGGUAAUCCAUUAUCCACAUUAGGAUAUUCUAUUGAAUGUUUUCUAUUGCAUUCUGAUAUAAAUGUUGAAAUUGUAUAUUUAAGAUAAUUUUGGAAUCUUUUUGUUUCAAUACUAUUUGUAUUAUCAUUUGUAUUUAUUUAUUCAAUAAUAUAAAUAUGUACUAAAUAGAAAUUAGAGAAUUCAACCAAAACUAUUUUUAUCACUUGUGUUAUUUAAGUUAAUUUUUAUUUUUAAGGAGACAUCAUUGAAGGAUUAUUAUAAUUAAUGUUUUGUAUUAAAGCUUCAGGUUAAUAUUAUAUGUAAGCAGCUACAUCAUAUAUAUGUUAUACUGAUGAAUAUUACUUCUAUUUAGAAAUAUUUAUCAUCCCUACUUUAAUAAUAGUUGGUGUAAUCUCUCCUAUGUUUUAUAUAGUGAAAUUAUAUCUUAAUAAAAAUAAAUUGUGGACUUGUAAAUUAAGAAUGCCUUAUGGUUAUUUAUAUGUGGAAUAUAAAGAUUAAUAUUAUUAUUGGGAAUUCAUAUGUUUCUUUGUUAAAUCAAUCUUCUAUCUAUUGGAGACUUUAUUGAUUUAAGACAUUAAAUAAAUGUUUCUAUUUGCUAUAUUAGUAUUAUUGAUUUAUCUAGAAUUAUUGAAUCAAUAAUAACCUUAUAUUGAGAAAUAAUACAACUUUAUUGAUAAAAUAUCUACUUAAUUAGCUAUGAUCACUUUAAUAUGUUCUUAUAGUCAACAUAAAAAUCCAUAUAGUUGGUUAGUAUAUAUGUUAUCAAUAAUAUGUUCAAUUCUUAAUUUAAUUUAUUGUUCAUAUAUUGUUACAAAGAUUAUUAAAGAGUAUUUGUCUGGAUUGAAAUAAUAACACAUAGAGAAGAUAGUAAAUUUAAUUAUAAGAUAUCCUUGUAUUAAAUAUUGUAUCAAGAAACCUAAGAAUUAUCAUACUAAACUAAAGGCAUUAUAAUUAUGGAAAAAGGCUAGAAUUUAUGUAAUGGAAUUCAUUUAAAAAUUGAAAUUAUAAAAAUCAAAUUUGAAUCUUAAUUCUUAAUUAUAAAUUAAUACUAAUAGACCAAAUACAUCAUCUACUAAUACAACAAUAAGUUUAUUAAAUUCAAUUGCACCAUAAUUAGUUAAAUAUAUGUAUAUCAAUUAAAAUAUAUUAUUAUAGAAAACAUGAUAGAAAUAAAAUGAAUUAAAAAAUAAUUGAAUAGAAUGAAUUCACUAGUGUAAUAUCAGCAUAUAUUGAUCCAGACAAUCCUUAAAGUCCAGAUAUUAUACAAUUACCAAAAAAGAACACUAUAUCUACAAUUUUUAGUUAUGUAAAUAAUAAUAAUAAUAUAUAAUGA